Messenger RNA from Etheostoma spectabile (orangethroat darter), 1036 nucleotides. RefSeq lists its product as uncharacterized. NCBI's taxonomy places the organism in Eukaryota, Metazoa, Chordata, Actinopteri, Perciformes, Percidae. The transcript is spliced from 10 exons. The record is from RefSeq and is a predicted model, not a curated record. The coding region runs from base 83 to 1036 and encodes 317 amino acids.
CAAUUUCAGCCCCCUUGAGAGCUGCCGGUGACUGCGGGCCUCAGCCAGAUCUGGUGGUGGCAGACGGUGCGCUACUGCAGCUAUGGCGAGUCAGUCAAAUCGACAAUACAUUGGUGCAUUGAGCAACAGAUUUAACAGCAUAAUUCAUCAAAUUCAAGAGAGAAAGGUGCAGCCGAGUUCCUCUUCUGAGAGCCUCGUAGAAAGGUUAAGGAUGUUCAGACAGAACACUGGACCGAGAAGGGGGGGGCAAACACGACUCGCCACUUUUAGAGUUGGCCUCCUCCUCCAUCCUGACAUGGUAUCAUUUCACCCACAAAAAGCAGAAGCUUUACGAAAAAUCAAGGUGCCGGUGUUUCUGUCAGCGGAGGAAUUUCAUGCUAUCUUAAGAAAUACAUUUCCUAGACUGGGCAGCACUGACUUCACCUUGACAAGGGUAGAUUGUCACAGAAGAGUGAUAAAAAUUCAGGCUUCUCCUCUCUCACCAUCUGUGCUGAAAGCCAGCAGGGAGCUGAAUAGAUCUGCGUUAUACAUACUCCCAAAGGAGAAUCUAGGCGAGCCGGUUGAUGACCACCAAGAUGGGGCUCAUGAUGCUGAAGAAGUCUUAGAAUCCGACAAAUGCCUGGACCAAGAUGAUAAUAAUGUACAGGUGGGCCACACUUUGCAUGGCACCCCAGAGAGGCCACAUACAAUGGAGAGGGAUGAGUCUCAUGACACAGAGAUGGCAGAUGAUGUGGUUGAAGUAGCCGAUGAUGUUGAUGAGUUACAUGACUUGACUGAACUUCACACAACGCAAGCUAUGGAUUUGAGUCAAGUUAAUGACAUUAAUGAACCAGAUCUGAAAACCUUACUGACGACUCUAUCAUCAAAAGUGUGGAUUGGAGAGACGGCCAGCAGUAACAUGAUAAACGUUUGCAGAGACAACAUAAUGGAUGGUGCCAUCCGAGCCUUUGCAAGGAGGAGUUUUAAUCCAGAAGUCAAAUUAAGCAUUGUCUUUAUGGAUGACUUCAUGCAAGCUGAGGAUUGGAGAAAGUUGUAA